AUUAAAGGUAACCACAUUACUGUUUGAAAAUGGAAAAUAAAACCUAAAUCGAAUGAUUUCUGUGAACUUUAUGCAGUGACUGGAAACCGUGACGCAACCUCGGCCGUCGCGGACCCCCUUGAGUGCGCUCGCGCUCGCGCUGCCUCCGCUGUUUAAAUGGGCCAAGUUUGAGAAGCGGCGGAGAGUGCAAAUCUUGUUUGGUCUGGGUCUAUGAACUAAAGCGUGACUUCAGCGACGUAUUAGGGGUUAAAAGAAAGAACGAGGGAGAGAGAGAGAGAUAGAGAGAGAAAAAAACCCAAAUAAAGUCCCAUUAGCGCCAGGCAUCAUUUGCAAUCGAAAAGGCGCGCAUAGAUGGCUUAAUUAUUUCUAUCCUCGUCAGAUAUGAAAAAUGCUCCGAGCCAGUCAGGCUCACUAGGUUACCCACUGUGCAUGUACUAUUGAACUUUUACGUGAUCUGCAGUACAUAUAACCUUACUACGCAUUAUAAUGCGUUAAAACGUCCUAGUUGUAUGGUGUCCUCAUUACUUUCUGGACGAAAAUAAACUAAGCACUGGAGUUGAUGCAGAAAAUAAACAUAGCGAAGUUGCCAUAGUGAUUAUUUUAAAGGAAACGCGGGAUAAACAAUCAUUAGGCAUUGAGCACGCUCAGCGUUAAUAUCUGGCGGAGAUGUCAGGCAUUAGUCCGAUUAGAUGUGGUGGGCAGGAGCGCGGGGAGACCCGUCAUGCGAGCAGUGCACUGAGGAGAAGAGUGAAGUGGUGAAUGGCUGAACUUAAGCGCUCUGCUGUCAGCCAGCGACGCGGGAGUCGUGCGUAAACACACCGGUGCGCCUGGAACUCCACGAAGAGGGACACAAGUUGGGACGCAUGAACUGCUAAUCACACGUUACCGGCGCUCCGCUUCGGGUAACAUGCCUGCCAUCAAAAAGGAGAGACUGGAUGGAGAAGACAUGGCAUUAGCCGCCUUCAACCAACCCGAAUACCUGGCCCCUUUAAAUGCCACCGCUAUCCCCGUGGUGACCCCUCAUCCGCCGCCGUACGAUCACAUUUUCGCCCAUCAUCAGCGCGCGUACUUGGGCUUUCGCGACACCGCGCUGCAUCAGCAGCACCUUCACCACCACCCGGACGACUUCAUGCUAGAGAGCUUCUCGUCAAUCCCGGACUUUCAGCCGUUUUUCGACAACGGAGAGCCUUGUAUCGAAGUGGAAUGCGGGGAAAACAAAGCACUACUGUACAUUAACAAACUGUGCCAGGGCAGCAAGGGGCCCUCCAUCAAAUACCGGGCUGAGUGGCUCACCCCAAACGAGUUCCAGUUCGUGAGUGGAAGAGAGACAGCCAAAGACUGGAAACGGAGUAUUAGGCACAAAGGGAAAAGUCUGAAGACACUUAUGUCCAAAGGAAUCUUACAGGUACAUCCUCCAAUCUGUGACUGCCCUGGCUGUAGAAUUUCAUCUCCUGUGAACCGUGGGCGACUGGCAGAGAAACGCACCAUUCCCUUGCCGCCAACACGGGUGCCCAAAAAGGAGCUGGCCUCCGUUUUCAGCAGUGACGACAGCGAGGGCAGCGAGCGGGCCAGUGGAGAUCAUGCAGACAUCAAACAGGAAGAGCUGCAUUACACUAUCAUGAGAAAGAGUCGUGACAGUGACCUCUCAACGAUCAUCUCCAACCUGCACCACACCCGACAGCACGGCAUGCCCGAGGGCCAGCCCUGCUCCGACCUCAGCCUCGCCUCUGCACACUCAGAUGACAUUCUAGGCAAGAGGAGAGCCUACUCCCCCAACAGCAGCAGCGAGUGCCCAUCUGACAGCAAGAAGUCCCGCAGCGUGUCACCUAAAGAAAACUCUCACACUCCUGCGCUGGAGCCAGGCAGUCACAUGACCCCCGAGGAGCACUACAGGCGCAUGAUGUCAGCUCUGAACGAGCAUGGCUCUUAUGAGGAGCAGCAGCAGCGCCUGUAUCAGUUGGCGAACAACAUGGGCGUCCCGAGUCACGCCCACCCAACGCUAGGAUGUCAGAGUGGGUGA
Messenger RNA from Pimephales promelas (fathead minnow), 2020 nucleotides. The record is from RefSeq and is a predicted model, not a curated record. NCBI's taxonomy places the organism in Eukaryota, Metazoa, Chordata, Actinopteri, Cypriniformes, Leuciscidae.